AUGAGCCAACCUCAAUACGUACAAGAGCGUCUAGAGUCGCUAGCAAAGAUCGAUGAACAGUUGGUAGACGUUUUACACAGGGCAUCGCUCACUGUCUCAACGCUGAUUGACCUCAAGAAAGGUCAAGAAGAGCUAAAACCACAAUUCGAACAGAACGCUCAGGAGUUCUACACAGACCUGGAGUCUGCUACUUGCCAGCUACGCCGUGAGAUCAAACUGCUCGAUGAGAAUGUCGGAACAAGGCUUCUCCCGAUCCAAACGCACAAGAGAGCCACUGGCCAAGACAAUGUAAAGCUUCAAGAGCAAUUCAAGCUGUUGGAGCAGCUCUUAACGGAGCCCAAGGAUGUUGUGUAG
This is a messenger RNA of Kluyveromyces marxianus DMKU3-1042, 354 nucleotides long. RefSeq names its product Med11p (gene MED11). The coding region runs from base 1 to 354 and encodes 117 amino acids. Gene Ontology annotation, cellular component: mediator complex. Gene Ontology annotation, biological process: regulation of transcription by RNA polymerase II. The transcript has a single exon. Gene Ontology annotation, molecular function: transcription coregulator activity. The record is from RefSeq and is a predicted model, not a curated record. NCBI's taxonomy places the organism in Eukaryota, Fungi, Ascomycota, Saccharomycetes, Saccharomycetales, Saccharomycetaceae.